Messenger RNA from Coniophora puteana RWD-64-598 SS2, 387 nucleotides. RefSeq names its product ribosomal protein L32e. The transcript is spliced from 4 exons. Gene Ontology annotation, cellular component: cytosolic large ribosomal subunit; ribosome. The record is from RefSeq and is a predicted model, not a curated record. Gene Ontology annotation, molecular function: structural constituent of ribosome. Lineage: Eukaryota; Fungi; Basidiomycota; Agaricomycetes; Boletales; Coniophoraceae. The coding region runs from base 1 to 387 and encodes 128 amino acids. Gene Ontology annotation, biological process: translation.
AUGGCCGUCAAGAUCCCCAUCGUCAAGAAACGCACCAAGCCCUUUAAGCGCCACCAGUCCGAUCGGUACCACAGCGUCAAAGAAGCAUGGCGGAAGCCUAAGGGUAUUGACAACCGGGUGAGGCGUCGGUUCAAGGGUCAGCUUCCUAUGCCAAAGAUUGGUUACGGGAGCAACAAAAAGACUCGUCACCUCAUGCCUAACGGCUACAAGAAAUUCGUCGUUAACAACUUGAAGGAUGUUGACCUUCUUCUCAUGCACAACAAAAGCUUUGCCGCAGAAAUCGCCCACAACGUCAGCAGCCGUAAUCGGGCUUUGAUUCUGGAAAGAGCAAAGGCAUUGGGUGUCAAAGUGACGAACUCAGCUGCACGCCUACGGUCAGAGGAGUAG